Molecule: messenger RNA, 1475 nt
Organism: Tauraco erythrolophus (red-crested turaco)
Lineage: Eukaryota; Metazoa; Chordata; Aves; Musophagiformes; Musophagidae
Source: RefSeq, a predicted model, not a curated record
AUGGAGGGAAUUUAAAUGCAUCUUCCAUUGACAUGGAAACAGAAGAUGAAGCAGUAAUUGAAGCUGAACCUGCUCGACCCAAGAGGAAGCUCAUCGCCACCCUUCAGGUGAUUGUUGGGGUGGCAGAAAAAAGGCCCAAAAUUACUUUCUACUUAUUUCAGAUCUACAACUCUGAGCUGGAAAAUGAGUUUGAUAAUUUUGAAGACUGGCUGUGUGUUUUCCCCCUUCACCGUGGCAAAGCAAAUGAGGAUGAAGGUGGAAAUGAGGAUGAACAUUUUGUGGGGAAGUACAAGGGCUCCUUCUAUGUCUACCCCACUGAGAAAGCCGGCAUGGAGCCCAAGGUCUCCCAGGGCGUUCCAAGGAACAGACCCAUCAAGGUUCUUGUAAGAGUUUACAUCGUUAAGGCUACGAACCUGUCUCCAGCAGACCCCAAUGGCAAGGCAGACCCCUACGUGGUGGUGACUGUGGGGCAGCAGCAGAAGGACACAAAGGAGCGAUACAUCCCAAAACAGCUCAAUCCUGUGUUUGGAGAAGUUGUGGAGCUGACCGUCUCCUUUCCUGUGGAAUCAGAACUCACUGUGGCAGUAUUCGACCAUGAUUUGGUUGGAUCUGAUGAUCUGAUUGGAGAGACCAAGAUUGACUUGGAGAAUCGAUUCUAUAGCAAGCACAGGGCCAACUGUGGAGUGGCUUCUCAGUACGACAUAAACAGCUACAACAUGUGGCGAGACGCUUUCAAACCCACACAGAUCUUGGAUAGUUUAUGCAAGAAAAACUCGCUCCCUGCAGCAGAGUACAGACGGGAGGAGGUCAAAGUGGACAAUAAAAUAUUCAAGAUCCCUCCGGAGGCUUUUCCUGAAGAGGCCUCUGUGAGGAACAAGAGAGGAGUGGUGGAUGAGAACUGGCCAGUGGACGAUGAACAUAAGGCUUUGUACGUCCUGCAGCACUGGGAAGAGAUGCCAGGAUAUGGGUACAGGCUGGUACCAGAGCAUGUGGAGAUCCGGUCCCUGUACAACCCAGAGAACCCCGGCCUUGUGCAGGGCUCCUUGCACAUGUGGAUUGACAUGUUUCCAAACGACGUCCCCGCACCACCACCUGUCAAUAUCAAGCCACGACUGCCUGUCAGCUACGAGCUGCGUGUGAUUAUCUGGAACACGGAUGACGUGAUCCUUGAUGAUGUCAACCCAGUAACGGGAGAGCCUUCCAGCGACAUCUAUGUGAAAAGCUGGAUAAAGGGUCUUGACCAUGACAAGCAGGAGACAGAUGUUCACUUUAACUCCUUGACUGGGGAGGGCAAUUUCAACUGGAGGUUCAUCUUCCGCUUCAACUAUCUCCCGACGGAGAAGGAGAUCACCUACAAGAAGAAGGACUCUGUCUUCUCUGUGGAGGAAUCAGAGUUUCGGGAACCAGCUGUUCUGGUCCUCCAGGUCUGGGAUUACGACAGGAUUUCAGCUAAUGACUUUCUAGGUAUGAUGUGA